AUGGAUUUCGUGGUAGGACUUCCGAGAUCGGCUAAAGGGAACAAUGCUAUCUGGGUAAUAGUGGAUCGUCUUACAAAGUUAGCCCAUUUUCUUCCAGUUAAGAUGACAUUUACCAUGGAGCAACAUGCACAUAUUUAUGUCAAGGAAAUAGUCAGUUUUCAAGCAACUAUAGGCAUGGCACCUUAUGAGGCACUAUAUGGUAGGAAGUGCAGAUCACCUAUCUACUGGGAUGAGAUUCGAGACAUAAUUAAGGUUGUUCAAGACAGGCAGAAAAGCUAUGCCGAUAGAAGAAGAAAAGAUCUCGAGUUCCAAGUUGGUGACAAGGUAUUUCUGAAAGUAGCUUCAAUAAAGGGAGUACUUAGAUUUGGAAAGAAAGGAAAAUUGAAACCAAGAUUCAUUGGACCAUUCGAUGUAUUCGAAAGAAUCGGAGAUGUGGUACAUAGACUGGCAUUGCCGCCAGAACUUUCAGCAAUACAUAAUGUUUUUCACAUAUCAAUUUUGCGAAAAUACUUACAGGAUCCUAAUCAUGUGAUCAACCAUCAAAAUUUAGAUGUACAACAUGAUUUGACCUAUGAAAAAAUGCCAUUGAGGAUACUAGAAAGAAAUGUUCAUGUACUGAGAAAUAGGGAUAUUCCCUUAAUCAAGGUCUUAUGGCGUAACCAUGGAGUGGAAGAAGCAACUUGGGAAAAGGAAGAUGAGAUAAAAAUCAAGCAUGGUAGAUUAGAUCGGAUUAUGUGGAUGAGUGGAAGAUUGACCGGCGAUGCUUAUGGGGUCUUCAAAAUUUCUCGUUAUAUUAAAACUAUUUAUUUCAAGCCCUUUGGUAUAUUCAUGUUUCAUAACGUUUCGGAUUAUUAG
Messenger RNA from Olea europaea var. sylvestris, 855 nucleotides. RefSeq lists its product as uncharacterized. The record is from RefSeq and is a predicted model, not a curated record. The coding region runs from base 1 to 855 and encodes 284 amino acids. The transcript is spliced from 6 exons. NCBI's taxonomy places the organism in Eukaryota, Viridiplantae, Streptophyta, Magnoliopsida, Lamiales, Oleaceae.